AUGUCGACAGCAGAACUAGAAUGGAGAAGGAGUUUGGCGGAUGUUUUGGAUGAUGAGUUGAAUCGGAUACCAGACCAUUGGAAUCCUACAAGCCACUCGAGCCGUUCUCUGGAAGAUCUGUUAAUAUUACCAGCUCAUGACCACCAGGAGUAUCAGCUUUCGAGUCCAAUGUUUCACUUUACGAAUAGUGGAGUGGGAAAUGAGGCACUUGUUGCGGCCAGCAACUUCUCGAUGAUGUCUCCUCUAAUGGUUAAUAGUGCGCCUAUGAUAGACGAUACAAACUCGAGCUAUGCUGCGUUUUCAGAGGGUCCCGGCACAGCCAACAUCUUCAGCAAGUAUGCAGAUCCAACGCUUACGACUACACAUGCUAAUGGGGCUCGGAAGAAGGAAGCCGAAGCUCAGGCCCCUGUGCAGCAGCAACUUCAACAACAACAAUUACAACACCUACAACAACAACUUCAACAACAGCUGCAACAGAAACAGAAACAGCAAUUGCUCCUGCUACAGCAGCAGCAGCACUUACAUAGACAGAAACAACAAUUACAACAGUUACAGCAGCAGCAGCAGCCGCAACAACAACAACAACAACAACAACAACAGAAACACAUAGAGCAACAGCAACAACAACAACAAUUACGACAAACACAACAAUCACAACAAUUACAACAAUUACAACAAUUACAACAACCAAAACAACAGCAACAACAACAGCAGCAGCAACAACAGCAGCAGCAGCAACUAGCACGGUUAGAGCAGCAGUCGCAGCCGAUACAGGUUCAACUUCUGCAACAGCAUGCGCAAACUAAACCGACUAAAACCCAGCUGCAUGGUCAACAAUUCCAGUUUGAAAUCCAACAGCAGGCGCAGAGUAUACGGCCUCAGAUACCCCAAGCGCAGCAGAUGCUGCUGCAAUCUAUUAAUAGCAAAUCGCUAACAAACACUAACAAUACAUGUGAUACACCAGAUCAGCCUACCAUAUCUCUAAACCAUGUUAUGAAUGGAAAAAAUCAUUUUGUUCCCCGAGUGGCUUCUGCAUGUGCACCUCUAACUGCUGCAAACACAAUAAGUUACAAUCAAAUACUUCCAAGCAAAUAUAAUCUUAUGGAAGACCAUCAGACAAGAAUUGCUGAGCAACAGGAGAUGGAUCUACUAGAUGAUGAAGAUUAUAUUCGUGACUAUUAUCUAGAGGAAAAUGGUCAUAAAUUAAACUAUUUCUGGCCCCUGCAAGAUAAUUUUAACAAUUCUCAGGCGCAUGCACGCCAUCCCAUGCAGCAGCUAUUUGAUCAUGAUUUUGACGACGAUCUAAGUGAUGAUGACGAUUCCAACUCGUUUGAGUUGCUAGCUGAGGACUACGAAAACCAUAAUGACCAUGAUAAUGAUGACGACGCUCAAAUUUUUGAUCGUACUAAGAAUAUAGAUUUUAAGGCAUCUGUUUCUGCAUAUUCGCGCCCAUUGCUGAAUAACGAGUCAUAUGUUGACUCAGACAUGGCUGUCGAUGGCAUUAGUGGUAGUCUCGACGGUGAUGAUGAUGAUGACGAUGAUUCUUCAGUCUUCGAUGGCGAUGCCAUAUUUGAAAGUGAUGGCAACCGUAAACCAAGUAUGGUUAUUUCUACUCAGAAGUUGUCAAGGGAACCAAACACAUUUUUCAAUAGAGGAGUUUCGCCUUGUUCCCCUCCUUCUACGAUUGAUACCAUUGUGCCAUCGGUGACCAACAAUGAUCCAGCUGUUCUAGUGUCUGUCCCUAUACAAGUUCGCAAGGGCCUGAGAGCGACCAGGUCAGAUACCGAUUCAGGAACAACUUCUACGAUCGCUACUACUAGCCAACCCGCAGCAACUACCACUAGUACCACUUCUGCCAUAACUGCAGCAAGGACUAAUAAAAGAGUGAAUACAAAUAGGCGGAAGUCCAACGGUGCUGGAAUGGCGUUCCAUCCUACAAAAAAGUCAACCGCCUCCACCUCUAAUAGUACCACUAGUCCAAUUAACUCUAAUGAAAACACAGUCACCAAUACGGUGGCAACUGUUGAUGUGGGUGCUUCUGCCGGAAUUUCUCCUGUUACCGAAAGCACCCCAUCGCAGCAUCAAUACCAUCAACAAAAUGCCUCAACUAAUGACUCCAAUGAAGAGCAUACUUGCCAAUUGAUCAAUGCUGUUACCAAGCAGCCAUGUCUCAAGAAGUUCUCAAGACCCUAUGACUUGAUUCGUCACCAGAAAACUAUACAUGCAGCUAAGAAGAAAAUCUUUCGAUGCUUGAUCUGUAUACAAGAGCAUGGUACUGAGGGGUAUCAACGGACAUUCUCCCGUGGCGAUGCUUUGAGCAGGCACGUUAAAGUGAAGCAUGGUUUAGUUGGCGAGGAAGCCCAGAAAGUAAUUCAAUUUGCUAAGGAAAAUGUUGAAUAUGUUGAGGCAUGA
Eremothecium sinecaudum is the source of this 2412-nucleotide messenger RNA. RefSeq names its product stress-regulated transcription factor RPN4 (gene RPN4). Bases 1 to 2412 code for a protein of 803 amino acids. The record is from RefSeq and is a predicted model, not a curated record. The transcript has a single exon. Lineage: Eukaryota; Fungi; Ascomycota; Saccharomycetes; Saccharomycetales; Saccharomycetaceae.